Molecule: messenger RNA, 1369 nt
Organism: Nycticebus coucang (slow loris)
Lineage: Eukaryota; Metazoa; Chordata; Mammalia; Primates; Lorisidae
Exons: 2
Coding region: 1-684 (227 amino acids)
Source: RefSeq, a predicted model, not a curated record
AUGGUGGCUCUUAGCACUCUGGAAGCUUGCCCUUGUGUCUGGUGCUGGGUAGAGCUGCCGCCGCCGCCGCCGCCGCCGCUGCCGCCGCCGCCGCCGCCACAGCCGCUGCUGCAGCCGAAGCAUCCGGGAGCCACCGCCGCCGCCGCUGCUGCAGCUACCGCCACUCACGCUGCUUCCACCGCUGCUACCUCCCCUCCCAGGACCCCGAGACACCCCGAGCGCAAGCGGCUGUGCUGCCUGCUUGCUCUGCCGUUCCCCCCACCCCUCCCCUCGGUGACCUACCCACCCCUUGCAGCCUUCGCUCGCACCUUCUCCGACACCCCGGCAUCCCUGCACCACCUGCACGGGCAGCCCCGGCGGGCUCUGGGACUUGCUGUGAGCGCUGAGAGGAAGGCAAGCUCCAAACCCGUGCCUGGCAGACGGGCUGUCGCGGCUGCACCACCAGCAGGAGGAGGCCGAGAAGAAACUAUUUCACCCACCCAAACCCCAUUCUGCGGGUGCUUCGCCGCCGCCGCUUCUACUGCCGCCGAUCCGCGUUCGCGGGUUCGAACACCGCAGCGGCGGGGACGCUGGGUCCAGCGGGCGCCGGGAGAACACCAGCGGAGACCUGAACUCGUGUGCCCCGCUCGCCAGCAUCUCUUGCCCACUCGUUCCUUCCCCAGCCCUUUAGAGAAAGGACCAUGAUUUGGAAACGCAGCGCGGUUCUCCGCUUCUACAGUGUCUGCGGGCUCCUGCUACAAGGUAAUCCCCGCCCCGCCGCGGGGAGCAUCAACUGGACGCCCAUUCCCCAUCAUCAUCAUUCCACCCCAUAUUUCCACUCUUCCCUUUACGGUCCCCCGGUCCUCGGCGAUUUCUACCCCCUCCCCCCACUCCCCGGUGCUGCAGGGGGCAGUGGUAGUUUGCACCAGCCCCUCGAAUCCCUGGCGCUGGCUCAGCCCAGCCCUCCCAGCAGUCAGCCCCUUACGCGGCACCUUUCGCCUUUUCAUUCACCUGAGCUUCCUUCCUCUCUCUCCAUCCUUGCCAGCAUCCCCCACCCACCCCACGCCUCUUGGCUGGCAACUUGUGUCUUUCUGAACAUUCCACCCUCCCCACAACCCCCACCAGCCACCUCCCACAGCAUCUCCCUCCAUCUCUUGUCGCUUUAACCUCCCCCCUUUUCGGGUCGCCUUUCCCUUUCCCCGUCUUCCCACCAUCAUCAUAUCUGUGUGUCUUUAAAAAGUGUGUGAGAGCCUGGGAGCGAGCUCCCGAGACGGCGAGAGCAGCAGCAGCAGCAGCAGCACCGGGCGCAUUGCAAUCACAUCCCGGGGGGAAAUGUGUCGUGAGACGUGUCAUUCACCUAGAAAGGGAGAGGAGACUCUGUCUGGGGUUU